This is a messenger RNA of Aureobasidium vineae, 1107 nucleotides long. The record is from the annotation of a GenBank genome assembly. Lineage: Eukaryota; Fungi; Ascomycota; Dothideomycetes; Dothideales; Saccotheciaceae.
AUGUCCAAUAAGUUCCUAGCCACUCCUAAGCCAGCUCCCGAGCUUACCAUACCACAAUCUGACAAGUUCGUCAAGGUAUCAAUCAUUGACAGCACAUCUUACGUUGAUUUGCCUGCCGAGCUGUUCUUGAAGCCUUUCUAUAAGGGCAAGAAUCGAUUGACUGGACCUACUUUCUCCUUCCUAAUUGAACACAACUCCGGCAAGCGUAUCUUGUUUGACCUAGGAAUCCGCAAAGAUGUCGAUAACAUGGCCCCGAGCAUCGUACACAGCUUCAAGUCGAAAGGCUGGACUGUAAAGGCUGAGAAGAAUACGGCCGACAUCUUGCAAGAAGCAGGGUUUAAUAUUCAAGGAGGUGACAUUGACAGCGUGAUCUACAGCCAUCAUCACUUUGAUCACGUUGGAGACAUGACGACUUUCCCGCCGUCUACUCAGCUCAUUGUUGGUCCCGGCUUCAAGAGCGCUCACCUUCCUGCAUACCCGAUCAACAAAGACUCGCCCAAUUUACAAAGUGAUUUUGAGGGUCGUGAUGUUCGAGAGGUUGACAUCGUGCAGGAGGGAGCCGACCUGAAGAUUGGACGCUUCAAUGCUUACGACUACUUUGGUGACGGCUCAUUCUAUCUCUUGGAUACACCUGGCCACGCAGUUGGACACAUGUGCGGCUUGGCUCGAACCUCUGCACCCCUGGACGCACCAGCGACCUUUGUGUUGAUGGGAGGUGAUGCUUGUCACCAUGCUGGAGAGUUCAGACCUUCGCAGUACCAGCCUCUCCCGACAGAAAUCUCACCCUCGCCAAAGACACUACCUCAGCCUAUUUGUCCUGGUCAUCUUUUACAGGACGUACACUGCAACAAGAGCGCAAACGAGCCUUACUACGAGGUCACCGAGAGUUUCUGCCACGACUUGAAGCAAUGCCACUCGACUGUCAAGGGAAUGCAAGAAUUCGAUGCUUCAGAUGAUGUUCUCUUGAUCAUAGCGCAUGACGCAAGUUUGUUGGGAGCGCUUGACUUUUUCCCUGAUUCGAUGAACAAGUGGCGUGAAAAGGAUCUGGAUGCAAAGACGAGAUGGAGGUUCCUGGGCGAUUUCAGCGAGGCAAUCGACAAGCAGUAG